AUGCACACUUCCCAGGUUUUCCGGCUGCUAGCCUUCGCGCUUUCGAGCAGCCAAGUUCUUGCUUUGCCUACCGGCCGUCUGAAUAACCUCGAAAUUCGCAGCAGCGGAAACAGGGCUGGGUCCAGCGGGGCCCGGACUGUUGCUGAAGUGUACAAUUGGUCAGAUUCAGAAGAUGAGGAGCCAAAGGCCACUUCAGCCUCCAAGGAGGUAAAGGGCUUCAAGCGAAAAGAGUCUACGCCAGCAGACUGCAAAUAUACCCAAGAGGUUCAGGACGCACUCGGCCCUCUUAUGGAACAAUUGACAGUAACAGAUAAGAAUGAAAACAAGGCCGGAAAGAAGAAGUCACGAGAAUAA
Molecule: messenger RNA, 354 nt
Organism: Pyricularia oryzae 70-15
Lineage: Eukaryota; Fungi; Ascomycota; Sordariomycetes; Magnaporthales; Pyriculariaceae
Exons: 2
Coding region: 1-354 (117 amino acids)
Source: RefSeq, a predicted model, not a curated record